Molecule: messenger RNA, 3283 nt
Organism: Galleria mellonella (greater wax moth)
Lineage: Eukaryota; Metazoa; Arthropoda; Insecta; Lepidoptera; Pyralidae
Gene: Pgm2a
Product: phosphopentomutase
Exons: 12
Coding region: 242-2065 (607 amino acids)
Biological process (GO): carbohydrate metabolic process; purine ribonucleoside salvage
Molecular function (GO): phosphopentomutase activity; magnesium ion binding
Source: RefSeq, a predicted model, not a curated record
GUAUAUUUUAUUGUUUGUGUUUGCGACGAGUUGUUGUCAUUUUGUGUUUUCAUUGAUUGCUUCACCAAAACUCUGAUAAUUAAUUUAUUUAUUGAUCGGAAUAUUUUUUCUUUCUCCUGUUUUUUAUUUACACUAAAUUUAUCGUUAAACUUUAAUUCUAUAUAAUACGAGUUCGAUAUUUUAAUGAAACUUUUAAGUGCACAUUGUUAAUAUCGAACUUAUUGCUGGAAAUCUCGUCAAAAUGGUCACAUGCCAAAGUGGAGACCAUAAAUUGGAUGUAGCUGUUAAUAAUUGGCUAAAGCACGACAAAAACCCAAAGACCAUCCAAGAAGUAGAGGAUGAUAUAGCCCAUGCAAGAUGGGACAAGCUAAGGAAGACAAUGCUGCGUAGACAGAAAUUCGGCACGGCGGGCCUGCGUGGGCGCAUGGGCGCUGGCUAUAUGUGCAUGAAUGAUGUAGUCAUAUUGCAGACUGCCCAAGGUCUAUGUUCAUAUGUACAGAAGCAGUGCAAUCAGAGCCAACUACGCAAUGGCAUUGUGGUUGGAUAUGAUGGGCGUUACAACAGCAAAAGGUUUGCAGAAUUAACAGCCAAAGUGUUCGUGUCAGCCUCUAUUCCCGUACACCUGUUCAGCGCAGUGUGCCCAACGCCCUAUGUGUCAUUCGCUACCAUUUUAUAUGGCGCCGCGGCAGGCGUGAUGGUCACCGCCUCCCAUAACCCGAAAGAUGAUAAUGGGUACAAGGUAUAUUGGGGGAACGGUUCGCAGAUCAUCACACCACACGAUGAUAAUAUAUUGGACGAGAUACGACAUUGUUUGGACAUUCCAGAAGACCAUUGGGACAUUCAAAAUAUAAGAUCGCACCCUCUCGUUACCGAUUGCCUGGAAGAAGUGACCACUGAAUACUUGAAGUAUAUACAGAAUAGUUUGAACGAGAACAUUCUAGAACAGAACAAGACGGCGGCAAUAGAUGUGGUGUACAGCGCGAUGCAUGGCGUCGGAUAUGAGUUUGUGGUUAAGGCGUUUGAAGCUGUUAAUUUAAAGGCACCAAUAAGUGUCGUACAACAACAAGACCCAAACCCGGACUUCCCCACUGUGAAGUUUCCCAACCCUGAGGAGUUGGAGUGUUUAGAGCUGAGCCAACGGUUAGCGGAAGAGAGGCGCGCCAAACUAGUGCUAGUCAACGAUCCAGACGCAGACAGGCUCGCUGUCGCCGAGUAUGACGUUGACUCGAACUCAUGGAAGAUAUUCACGGGUAACGAGAUGGGCGCGUUGCUCGGCUGGUGGCUGCUGCGGCAGCAGGAGGCGCGCGGUGCUGCAGCCGAGGUGUACGUGAUCGCCAGCAUAGUCAGCUCAAAGAUGCUGCGAGCACUAGUACGCGGCAAGGGAGAGUUCGUUGAAACGCUCACUGGGUUUAAAUGGAUGGGUAAUACAACGUUACUGUUGGCACAGCAAGGCAAGUUACCGCUAUUCGCGUUCGAAGAAGCGAUCGGAUAUAUGUGCAACCAUCGCGUGCCUGAUAAGGACGGAGUAUCGGCCGCUGUGCAGGUGGCGUCUCUAGCAUCGCAACUCUAUUCCAAAGGGUCGUCACUCGCCGAACAGCUGGUAAAUUUGUACGCAGAGUACGGAUAUCACGUUACACACAAUUCGUACUAUAUCUGCCACGAGCCGGCCACAAUUGAGAGAAUAUUUAGAAGGAUCAGGAAUUACCACGGUCCUGGAGAGUAUCCCAGAAAAGUUGGCUCCAGUGAAAUAGUGCAAAUCAACGACUUUAAAACUGGACACAGAAUGCCUGAGCACGUCAAUGGGAAUUGUCGUUUAAAGGUGGUAGGCACGGGCCUGGACCAGGACUACACGAGCGGCGAGAUGGUGAUGUUCGCGUGCGCGGACGGACUCACGGUCACCGUGCGCACCAGCGGCACCGAGCCCAAGCUCAAGUACUAUGCCGAGCUCGUCUGCCGCGCCCACACACGCACUGAACAAGAAGAGAUGGAUGUUAAAAUGCGAGAAAUGGUACAACAAUUUGUAGAGGAACUACUCCAACCCAAAGAAAAUGGGUUAAUAGGGUAACUGCAUUAUCACAGGCAAAUUGUCGCAAUAUAAAAUAAUUAUUAUAUAAAACAAUUUAAUAUAGAUAGAUAGGGUCCGCAACGCACACGUUAAUACCUCUGGUAUUGCAAGUGUUCAUAGGCUACGGUAACCACUUACCAUCAGGUGGGCCAUAUGCUUGUUUGCCACCUCAGUGGUAUAAAAAAAAAUAAUAGAAAAUCUUCUGGACACUUCAUUAGUAAUAAUUUAAGAAAACAUUUAAACUAAUUCAAAUACACUUUAUAAGAGAAGAAAACAAAUUACAUUCCAUUUGCAACAGAAAUUUUGUGAUUUAGAACAAUGGAAAAUUUAAAUAUCCUCCCUGUAACUACGUUGAAUACAUAAUGUUACUUUGGUAAUAUAAAUUUCUCAUGUAAUGUUGAUUUGAGAAAAUUAACAAGAAAUCACCUUGUACUAUAUAAGUUCAAUAGGAAUUAAGUGAGUCAGUAAAUUUAAUAAUUAGUGAAUGUAUGAGAAUUUAAAUAAUAGUACUCGAAACCUUUUAAAAGCAAUGAAAUCUUUAAAGGUACAACUAAACCACACAAAUGCUUUAUUUAUUUUUUAUUAUUUAACAUAAUAAUAGCCCUAGAGUUACCAUAAUAUGUAUACAAAAAAGAAUAAAUGAAAACAGAUGCCUUGUUUAUAGUACUAAGAUUUUAAAGACCAAAGAAAUGUAUGUAUAAGGUAUUUCAGUCUGUGAUAGAUAUGUAAUGUAUGAUAGGCCAGAUAUGUGUCAUCAGAAAGUCUGCACCACGUGUAUGGUAAUCCUCAAAUGCAUUGUCAAUGUCUAGACCAUACUAUGUAAUAAGCCAUAACUGUAUAUUCUGAACACAACAACUGCGUUAAUCAGAAUGUCUGAACUAUGUGUUUAGUACUUAAGAACGUUCAAACUUUACCUUACUAAAGUGUGACAACGUCAGUCAAUUUUCAAUAUAAUUUAACUUUACUAUAAAUAGACUUAUGUAUGUUUUAUUUGCAUUACUUACAGCACACAAAUAACAAUACAUAUUGAUACAUAAAAAUAAGAAAUAAAAAAAGAAAAUACACAAAGGAAGUUACAUAAUUUUUCAUUUCGUGUGUGUGCCACAGUUACACAAAAUUGUCAUAACUCAGUUUAUUGCUUUGCCUUCAAAUGAGCAAAACACUGAUAUUGUCUUGUGGACAAAAGCUGAUAACAAAAAUAUUACAUUAGUAUGCAUA